Messenger RNA from Diabrotica balteata, 2934 nucleotides. Lineage: Eukaryota; Metazoa; Arthropoda; Insecta; Coleoptera; Chrysomelidae. The record is from the annotation of a GenBank genome assembly.
UAAAAACUAAAAACUGUUAAAUUCUUUAGGAAGAAAUAUUAUUUUUUCAAAAUAAAAACAUUAAAAAAUGGCCCGGCAUCUCAGUCGAGAAAUUGCAGACGGAGUUAAGGACCUAAUAAUUCAAGUAACUGGAUUUGAGGACAAUUCAGAAGCUUUUAAUGUGGUACAAAAAUACUUUCACGAAAAGCUUAGGAAAUCUGAUACAAUGUAUUUUCUUAAUAAAACUGAAGUUGAUAGGAGUAUUGAAGGAAUGGCAGAAAAAUACAAUUUUCAUGGUUUCUUUGCCCAAUCAAAAGCUUUACUUGAAUCUUAUAAUGAAUAUAUCACACAGCAUGUGUCCAAGGCACAGCUAACAGCUCAACUUAAUGUUGUUAAGUUUUUGCUUUGUAUGUCUGAGAAACCUACUGUAAAGUUUUUAGAAAAUCCAGAAAAAUUUGAAGUGAAAGUAGAACCAGAACAGGAAGAAAUUAAUUGGGGUGAAUAUUUAAAAGAAGGCAUUGAAAAUUAUAUUCCAAGAUUUGAUGAAAGUACAGAUGCUUCUGAUGUAUCUUCAGUUACUGAUGAUAGAGAUAUUCCAGAUUGUUUUGAAGUACCUACAACAUCCUCAGCUGUGGUUAUUCCUAGAUGUGAAACAGAUGUCGUAUUGAAUUUUAGAGCAAACAGAGAAGAACUGUUGAAUACAGUUCAGCAUACAUGGUACAAUGAAAAUAUAUUUUUUAAUAUUCCAUUUAGUAAGCGAAGAGAAGCAAACAUUGGAAUUCUCUGGGAACAUUUUCUAGAAAAGCAAGCAAUGAAUUUAGUUGUUAUGAAUAAAUCCAAUGUAAUAUCAGAAUAUAAAGUUAUCAGAGAAAUUUUGUGGCAAUUGUGGGAGCCACACACUUCUUCAGUUUUUUAUUUUGAAGAAAAACUUCUAAAGCCUAGGAACAAUAUUACUAUAUCCAGUGUGAGAUCUGCUAGUUUUGAAAAUUUUGUUGAGAAUCAAAUAAUGCCGUACAUACAACUGCUAGAUUUUUUUAGAGACUUUGAAAAAGAAUUGUCCAUCCAUAGUGAGGAAACUAUUAUGUUAAUUCCACAAACAUACAGAAGCUACAACAGUUCACUUCAACGUUUAAUUAGGCCAGUGUAUUUGAAAUUAUCACAAUUGGAAGAUACUAUAAGAGAACAAGAAUCAACGUAUACUCUACUUAAUCUCUCCCAAGAUCUUCAAGAAAUUCUCGAACCAGUAAUCUUAUUGAAAAAACUACAUGAUACUGUAAUUAUUAGGUUUUCGGAAAACAGUAACAUCAUAUGUGCUACUACACUUUUAGCACGUCUUCACAACAGUUUACAGCAUUCUGUUAAUAAGUUGGACCAAAAUCUGAGAGUAACUUUGUAUAUAGAAAGUUUAUACCAUUAUUUUACUGUGAUACAUUCGUGGUUUAUGAAAAAUGAUCUCAGUGAUUAUUCUGAUGAAUUUAUAAUAACAAAGGUUACUGGUACUGAUUAUUUUAAACUAAAUCCAGAAAUCUCAACCGGUGCGGGGAAAGUGUGCAGAGAAGAUGGAAUAUUGAACAUAAUCAGCACGACCGUUUUACAGAUAGGCAAAAAUCUUCAUUUGAUUCGAUUACUGGAGGAUUUUUCUCUAUUAAACGAAAACACGGAAACAAUUUAUGAAGAAUUUGUUAGAAGAAGCUUAGAGGAAUUGUGCAGCUUCUUUGAUAGUGACUUGAUGCCUGAAGAUACAUGUGAAACGGACAAAGAAUUUAAAGAAGGAGAAAUAUCUUACAAAUUUCCUGUUAUAUGGUCUGAUGAUAUUUCUCAACCCACGGAAAUGGAUAAACUAGAAAAUUUAGUUGAUACAUCUGAUGGUUUUCUAAUGUUAGCUUUUGAAGAUUAUUUUAAGUCUGAGGAAACUCAGCAAAAAAGUGAGGAAAUGACUCUUUAUGAAAAGAUAUCCAAGACUACUAAAACUUUCUUCCCAGUAACAAAUUUCUUUGAAAAAAUACUAAAUACAAUUCUCAGAGAACAUUUUACAAUAUCUGGAUUAAAAGUGAAGAAAAUUCUGAUCGAACAGCAUCAUCUCGAAAAACAGUUUCAGUUUCUUCGACAUAUUUUUUUGUUUUUUGACAAUUUAAUUUUUCCAUUCUACAGACGGUUUUUUAUUAAGGUUUAUGCUCAAAGUAAAAACUGGGGAAACGACAUAUGGCUUACUUCUCAUCUUCAAGACAUAAUUAUGGAUAUUUACCCGGAUUUUUAUGAAAAUUGUUGCGUUCAGGUCAAUAAAAAUUGGAAAGCUUGCAAUGACGCACUCGAGGCUUGCAAUAUGAUCAGCGUUAACAUAGAAAUCCCGUGGCCAUUAAAUAUCAUUAUCAGUUCAUCUCAAAUGACGAUAUACAAGGAUAUAUUUCACUUUAUUCUGAAGAUUAAAUGGGGACUCUAUACACUGAACCAUCUAUCUUUUACCGAUUUGGAACCAAAGAAAGAGAGGAAUAAAACCAAAUUCACUACAAAGUGUAGUAACAAAUCCACUAUUAUGAGGUUGAAGUAUUUGCGGUUUGCGUUGAUCAAUUUGUUAAACAGAGUGCAUCAUUACAUAUUUUCAUUUAUUUUUGCCAAAUGUUUGCACAAAUUCGAACUGGAUUUUGAAUCUGCGAAUGAUUUGUCUUCCAUUAUAUCGUCCCAUGCUGAAUUUAUUAAUAACGCAAACAUUUUGAUUGGCCAAAUUAGAGAAAAUGGAGUAAAAGAUACGUCGUUUGAUAGUGUUGCGAAUUGCAUAAAAACAUUGAAAUACAUGUGGGAGAACGUGUCGUAUGCCACACCUGAAAGAUUAAAUGAUAUGAAUGAAAGUUAUAAACGUUCUUAUGAUAUAAUUAAUCCAAUAAUAUCACCAGUAUUUGUUUUUGAUUAUUAAAUUCUCAGUUUUAAGACUACUAAAACAGAGCUUCCCAGUUUUAU